GCCGCCUUGGACGGCGCUGAAGACGCCCUGAACGUGCAUGACGAACCGACCGGCUCCGCACUCAGGCUGCUGGAGGCAGCGGAAGCCUUCAACAUCUCGCAACCAGCAAACUGGUGCCUGAAGGGUCAGUCUCAUGCCAUCACUAGACCCAAAACAAACACCGCAGCUACUGUAGUGACCAGUGACCAUGACCAUCAGUAUAAAAAUAGUGACCAACAUGAUCAGACAGGGCAGGGUCAGUCUCAGGCCAUCACUGUACCCAACAAAAACACCACAGCUACGGUUACAGUAGUCACCAGUGGUCAUGAUGAUCAUCAGUAUGAAAAUAGUGACCAACAUGAUCAGACAGGGCAGGGUCAGUCUCAGGCCAUCACUGUACCCAACAAAAACACCACAGCUACGGUUACAGUAGUCACCAGUGGUCAUGAUGAUCAUCAGUAUGAAAAUAGUGACCAACAUGAUCAGACAGGGCAGGGUCAGUCUCAGGCCAUCACUGUACCCAAUAAAAACACCACAGCUACGGUUACAGUAGUCACCAGUGGUCAUGAUGAUCAUCAAGAGGGUCAGUCUCAGGCCAUCACUGCAUCCAACACAAACACCACAGCUACUGUAGUGACCAGUGGUCAUUAUUAUCAGUAUGAAGAUAUGAACCAACAAAAUCAGACAGGAGAGGGUCAGUCUCAGGCCAUCACUGCAUCCAACACAAACACCACAGCUACUGAAGUGACCAGUGGUCAUUAUUAUCAGUAUGAAGAUAUGAACCAACAA
Molecule: messenger RNA, 768 nt
Organism: Branchiostoma belcheri (Belcher's lancelet)
Lineage: Eukaryota; Metazoa; Chordata; Leptocardii; Amphioxiformes; Branchiostomatidae
Exons: 3
Cellular component (GO): endomembrane system
Molecular function (GO): signaling receptor binding
Source: RefSeq, a predicted model, not a curated record